CUCUCUUCAAAUGAAAAUUAUGACAAUUAAACAAGAACGAACGAAGUAUCGCUUACAUCAUUUGUCUGUCUUCAAAAGUAAACCAUGACAACUAAAUAAGAACAGACGGAGUAUCCAUUACAGUGUUUGACUGUCUUAAAAAGUAAACUAUGACAACUAAAUAAGAACAGACGGAGUACCGUUUGACUGUCUUCAAAAGUAAACCAUGACAACUAAAUAAGAACAGACGGAGUAUCGAUUACAGUGUUUGACUGUCUUCAAAAGUAAACUAUGACAACUAAAUAAGAACUGUCGGAGUACCGAUUACAUCGUUUGACUGUCUUCAAAAGAAAACUAUGACAACUAAAUAAGAAUAGAUGGAGUACCGAUUAUACCGUUUGACUGUCUUUAAAAAGUAAACUAUGACAACUAAUAAGAACGGACGGAGUACCGAUUACAAGGGCAUAAUGGUAAAUUCAUUGGUCCAUUAUACCAUAUAAGAAAGAAGAAGAAGCUAAAUUACUUAACCAAACAAUUUUCCAACUUAUUCUUCUUGUUUUAUCAUUUCUCUCUUCCCCACGCACAAAAAAAAACAAUAAAAAAACAAUUCAAAUCCAAUUAUAAUCACCCUACCUCGUAAAUCGUGCCUAGUACUUUUUUCAGUACUUAAAAGUACUGAAUUCAGAUCAACUCGAAGAAGUUCAGUAAUUUUGUACUUAUUACAUAUAUGGAGAGUACGGAUUCAUCAACCGCGACACGACAUCAGCAACCUCAUCAGCUUCCACCGGGUUUUCGAUUUCACCCCACCGAUGAAGAACUCGUCGUUCACUACCUCAAGAAAAAAGUUGCGACCGCUCCGAUACCAGUUGAUAUUAUUGCUGAAGUUGAUUUAUAUAAGUUUGAUCCAUGGGAACUCCCUGCUAAAGCGAUUUUCGGAGAACAAGAAUGGUAUUUUUUUAGUCCAAGAGAUCGAAAAUACCCUAACGGGGCAAGGCCAAAUCGGGCAGCAACAUCGGGUUAUUGGAAGGCUACCGGAACCGACAAGCCGGUAUUUACCUCCGGUGGAAAUAAAAAAGUUGGGGUAAAAAAAGCGCUUGUUUUUUACGGUGGUAAACCACCAAAAGGGGUAAAAACUAACUGGAUUAUGCAUGAAUAUAGAGUUGCAGAAAAUAAAAUAAAUAAUAAACCUCUUGGUUGUGAUACUAUUGCCAACAAAAAAGGAUCAUUGAGGUUAGAUGAUUGGGUUUUAUGUAGAAUUUACAAGAAGAAUAACAGACAAAGGCCAAUAGAUAUUCAUGAGAGGGAUGAUAUGAAUGAUAUAAUGGUACCACCAUUAUUUUUUCAACAAAAAACACAAGAAAUUAAACCUUCAAAUUAUGGUACAUUGCUCGAAAACGAAUCGAAUAAUAUGUACGAUGGAAUUAUAAAUAACACGAGCAAUAUGAUCAUCAACAAUAAUGAACAGUUAUCGUCAAAGUUGUACUGGAAUAAUGUCGAUGAAACAACAACCACAACAACAACAACAACAACAACAGACGCGAACAAUGGGGACGAUGGACUUAACAAUAUGAAUAAUGCGCGAAUUACUCAACAUGAUCAGAGUAGCUCCAUCGCCAGUUUCCUGAGCCAACUUCCUCAAAAUCCGUCAAUUCAACAACAACAACAACAACAACAACAACAUGUAUUGGGAUGUUUUAACGAUGGAGUUGUCUUUCGACAACCUUAUAAUCAAGUUACCGGCAUGAAUUGGUAUUCUUGAAUAUUGGUCAUCACAACUGUCUGCUCAGACUGUAACAUGCAGUAACAACAGACAGUGGAACAGAACUAGCAACAGACGCAUUCAAUUUCAACUUUAAUUUCUUUAGUGUGUCCUACUUCAGACUUCUUAUCAAUGCUUUUAACUUACGUGCACUGACAAUAUAUACUUUUUAAGGUGACCUGUAACUAGAUAUCAGGUGUUGAAGAGUUAUAACUUGCUAUAAACGAAAUAAUCAAAGCACAACCCAUGUUGGUACAUUAAUUAAACACAAAAUCUCCCAACUGUAUAAAAUGAACCAACCAUAUGGUAUAUAUACUCAACACCAUUUAUUAGGUUACUGUUGGGUUCAAUUGGCGUGAAUGAAAAAUGAAAAGUUACUUGGAAGGGAUACAACUCUUCGAGUAAAAGACACACUAUUUCGGAAAAAGGUAUGACUGUUUAGAUGUUGCGUCUGUUUGAAAAAGACAUACUCUUUCAAUUGGACAGACAUGACUGUUCAGAAAGGUACACAUUUCCGGUGAACCAUUGGCACCUUUCGGAUGGGGCACUUAAUGGCUAUAUAAACAUGCCUUUUUCCAUAGAUUUAGUAUAAAUUUUUCUGCACUUGAAAACAUUUCUUGUCUUCUAAAAUAUUCCGUGCGAUCAUCUAACAGUUGAGUGAGUUUGAAGAGAAUCCGAUCGUUUGAGGUACCACUACAGUCGGAUUAUUAAGUCAUUUUAUUCUGGGAGGAAAAAUCCUCAACCUCGGGUACUUGAGGAAAAUUAUUUCCUUAAGGACACUCCGUGAAUUCGAAGGAUUUGACUUUUUCUGCUUCAUUUAAUUUCCUUUAAAAUACUGAAAACACACUUCUUUAAAAGAUCGUUUUUGAUCUUGUGUUAAAAGUGUGGAACACUUCAUAAGUGUUCUUGAUUUAUUCUUGAACUUGUGUUGAAGUUGUUUUGCCAAAAUACAGAUUUUUAUGUACCCGAAAACAACAGCUACAACAGCACCAACAGAGGAGGUAGGGUCAAGGCAGGCGGGGAAACUUAGAGAAAUCAGGUGGUCUACGUUCAUUGUAUGCAUUCUUGCCUUCGCUGCCUUCUUCAGUGCCAUAAAA
Messenger RNA from Capsicum annuum, 2835 nucleotides. RefSeq names its product NAC transcription factor 56. Gene Ontology annotation, biological process: system development; regulation of DNA-templated transcription. The coding region runs from base 707 to 1738 and encodes 343 amino acids. The record is from RefSeq and is a predicted model, not a curated record. NCBI's taxonomy places the organism in Eukaryota, Viridiplantae, Streptophyta, Magnoliopsida, Solanales, Solanaceae. The transcript is spliced from 3 exons. Gene Ontology annotation, molecular function: DNA binding.